Cladocopium goreaui is the source of this 699-nucleotide messenger RNA. NCBI's taxonomy places the organism in Eukaryota, Dinophyceae, Suessiales, Symbiodiniaceae. The record is from the annotation of a GenBank genome assembly.
AUGACCCCAGCGGAUCAAUGUGAUGCAGCCGAGAGCUGCACCUUCAAUCUUCGCAGAUUUCUAAAUAUUUCCAGGUCUCAAUCUAGAAAAAUUGGUUGCACCACAAAUUUGAAGAAACGUGUUUUACAUCGCUUUACCAAUCACCAAGAGCAGUGUGACUUUCUUGCACCAUCAAGGACCAGCUCCAAGCGCCCUCUUUUCCCAGCUGGUGAGCCGGAGAGAGCAAAGCGACCUCAGAAUCGGAACACGUUGCCCGCUGCGGUCAUCAAGACAGACCCUCGAAAGGAGCGGGAGUUCUCGAACAGGCACAUCAAUGACAAGCGCCUUGGAGCCAAAUCCAGGGCAGAAAUGCUGAGGCAGCAAAUCCUCCGCGGUUCGCAGGAUGACACUGUUCUCCGUGGAACCAGUGCUUUCCAGCAGCGCAGUGCACCAGGCUACACAGAUAUGGACGACCUUCAACCAGAGGGGGUCCAAAGCCGACCGCGCCAGCCAGCGCAGCUGAUGAAAGCGGCUCCGGAAGAGGAUGACGCAUCCGAUUCUGAUGGUGGCUCUUCAGAUGCCUCCCAGGACGCGAGUGGCCAAAGAAGGGUGGCUUUUGGCCCGUUGCCAGAGAAUGCGCCCAAGAGAAGACGCAUAGCGCUUGGAGGUGGUCACACUCCAGCUGCAAGUGGAGGCGAUGUAGUCGUCGAUUUCUUUUGA